GACAAUUAAAUCGAAUGAAAUCGCAUUAAAUCGAAUAGAACAAAAAACGAUAGCGAAACCGACAACCGAACCGAACAGAUUGCAAAAGCGCGCGCACCUCAGCGGAAAUCGUUUAUAUGGUUAGUAAAAAAUAAAAAAAAAACAAAUAGGAAAAUAGCGAAGCUCGAACAAUGGUUGUUGCUGUUGUCGCUGCCGACGUCGUUGAAAGCAACAGUAGCAGUAGCGGGGUCGACAACAGCACUGGUACCGCUGUGUCUCCAUCAUUUGUUGGUGCUACACAAGACACGGUGGUUAAUAACAAUUAUACUGAUAAGGACAACACAACAACAAGGGCUGGACAGACGGCGCUAGAUGACAGUGUUUCUUGUCUGCCGCAUUCAAGGGAUACUCAAAAGAACCUAAUUCAUAAGACGUUAAAAAUCAACCCAAGUGCGGGCAACAUUAAUAACAUCACAAACAACAACAUGACGGAUGCGGCCAAAGGAACAACAACAACGGAAUCGUCGGGGUCAAUAGAGGCCAUUCCCACCAAAAGUGCCGUCAGCCAGCGAAACGUGGAUAUCAAGAUAGAAAGGACCACUAACAUGGAAGCGGCCACCCAACAGCUAACCAAGAAGGUGCUCAAACUAGAUCUUGGCGGCAAGAACCUCGACGAAUACUCACUUAAAUCGCCCAAGUCACCGAUAGCUGCACGGUUGCCGCAUCAAACGUCGAUAACGUCAUCGGUGGAUGUAGAGGACAGGAAGACAUUACGAGAGGCCUUAUACCAGGGUAUAUUUCAUCGGCACCGCCGUACUAUUUUUGCCGUGGGCAGUUUUCUGCGUAUGCUGCGCAGCCGUAACUCACAAUACAAUACAAUACGCAGCUCUUCGGAAGGCGAGGACAUCGAUGAGCAGCCGAAGCAUCAUCCGCAGGAGUUGGAACAGUCGCUAGAGAACCUCCAGCCGCCUGGCCAAGAAGUAACGACCAUAUACGCAACAUCGUCAUCUGGACAACAGGGACAAUCGGAUUCGCUUUAGAUGUCCCAGUUGCUUGAGUUCAAGUUUCGAUUUAAUUAUUAGCUCAUUCGACAUCCGCGUAUGAAUCACUGCUUAUUAACAAAUAUUUUUAAACAUCGUGCAACAAUGAGACUAACCACCCGUUGUGCUAGCAUGUAGUGAGCCAUAUUAGUUCCGUAUUUAGUAUUAUUGUUGACGGACUGAGGCCAGACUUCAUCAUCUUCAGGACACAUAGAUGAAAACAAACCUUUUUGAGACUUUGCAGCUUAUCUCGUUCAUUAUUUUACCAGAUUUUUAUAUUUCACGUUCUACUUUUAACUUACUUCAAACCAACUUAAUUGUAUUGAGUUUGCAUUGCUUCAGAGCCCAGCACUACACUUCAGCUACGAACAAUUAUAAGUUACGAACAUUCCAUUCGUCUGCUUUAAAAGAAAUUCUAUAAUUCAUUUGAAAUGUACACUUAUAACAUUAAUUUUUGAUACACAUGUAAUUAUCCAUUUGUAAUACUUUGUCUUUUACAUUUUUAACUGAUAAAGUGAAAUAAGUACAGUUUUCUUAGAAUUUGGUAAAUAUUAAUAGAAAUUAUUUUUGUUCAUCUCAACUACACUCGUUAAUCUUAGAAUAAAAGGUUAUAAUAGAUUCAGAGCUAGGGUGCUGGAACCUAACAAGAAAAAUCUGGAAAUCACGCUCACUUCUACAUGUUUCUUUAAAUACAAAUUUAAAAUUAUUUUAUCAUUUAACACCAAUCAAUAUGAUAAUCUUUCAAAAAAUUACUGUUUAAAGAAGAACUUAAUUACUCAUAGAUAACUACACAUGUCGAUAGGUCUCCCGGCACUAUCUACAUCUUUAUAUCUUCAGCCCGUUACUCAUAUUGUAAAUGGGAAAUGGGGAAUUAUAAUUAUAAAACGUAUGUAACAGCACUUUUACAUACGCUUCGGCUUGCCGAAGCUAGAUUUCCUAGACUUUAUAAGAUAUUAUUUCAAAUGAACCAAAUCUUGGUUAUUAAUACAGUAAAAUGGUGAGGCGCAAAGUGCUGGGCAGCGAAAAAGUCAUAAGAUAGUCGACUAUCCUAACAUGUAAUUAUGUAUAUUGUUUUUUUGUUUGUUUUGAUUUUUCAUCGCAAUGGGAACAAAACUUAUAAAGCCGCAUUAGAAAAAAUGUUUUUAAACAAUAAGCAUAAUGCUGUAUUGCGUAAAUACAUAAUAUAUAUUUAGCUACUAUAUACGAUUUACCCAUACAUAUACUACAUAUGUAUAUUGAUAUAUUUGAAUGAACAUGUCCUACUUAUAGAACAUACAUGAUAGUUUAUGUCUUCAUUAACAUAUGAAAUGCAAUUUAUUUUCAGUUGCUAUUCCACACAUAAACAUAUAUUUUAGAGCUUUUUCAUGUUCACGGUACCUUACAUAUAUAGCUAAAUCUAUUUAUUAGGUAGUGGUUUAAGAUGUUUUUUUUGUACAGGACAAAGAUUCAUAAUCAAUUCGUGACAAAAAAGACAACAGAUAUUCGCUAAACCAUACCGCCGUUCUGUAGUUUCUCCCCUAUUUUAUGUCGAUUGAAUGAACAAUAAAAGCUUAACAAUUGCUAGUUA
Drosophila yakuba is the source of this 2586-nucleotide messenger RNA. RefSeq lists its product as uncharacterized. The transcript has 3 exons. The record is from RefSeq and is a predicted model, not a curated record. Bases 171 to 1019 code for a protein of 282 amino acids. Lineage: Eukaryota; Metazoa; Arthropoda; Insecta; Diptera; Drosophilidae.